AUGACCGUCUCUAGCAGUGACCUCCUCAUCAGCUUUGAUGUUGAGUCAUUGUUCACGAGUGUACCAGUUAAGGAUGCUUGCGCUAUCAUCUUUGAGAGAUUGAAAUUUGACAGAACUCUCCCUGACAGGAUGGUUCUCCAGUCAGCAACCCACAAACCCAAAGUGUGGCUUAGAUAUGUGGACGACACUUUUGUGGUUUGGCAACAUGGAGCUGAGGAAACUAGCACUUUCUUACAGCACCUAAACUCUCAACACGAGUGUAUCAAGUUCACCAUGGAAAUGGAGAAUGAGGGCUCUAUCCCCUUUCUUGAAACAAAGAUUACGAGGACGGCACAGGGAUCCCUAUCCCAUCAGGUUUAUUGCAAACCUACUCACACUGAUCGGUUCUUAAACUAUUGUUCAUUUCACCACCCAUCAGUGCUGAGAUUCUUUAACAAGACGUUGGUCAAACGAGCCCAUGAGGUUAGUGACCAGAUCCACCUGAGAGGUGAGCUUGAGCAUAUCAAACGUGUUUUGAAAUGUAGCAACGACCCCUCACAUAAGAUCUGCACUGAACUUCCCCCGUCGCGGAACCCUCAUAUAGGACAGCCCAAGGCGAGAGUCGUUCUUCCCUAUCUGGGAGCAGCCUCUCACAAGAAUUAG
Molecule: messenger RNA, 642 nt
Organism: Lytechinus pictus (painted urchin)
Lineage: Eukaryota; Metazoa; Echinodermata; Echinoidea; Temnopleuroida; Toxopneustidae
Exons: 1
Coding region: 1-642 (213 amino acids)
Source: RefSeq, a predicted model, not a curated record